AGGCUCAAAUGGCGCGCAUAACACGAGUUCUGCUCUGCUUUUUGUUGGCAGUCGUUAGCCUCAUCAGCGCUUUCCCAAAACAACAUGUGUUCGGUUUUGGAAAAAGGGCUGCUGAAACACUUGGAGAUCCGGAAAUGGACUGGAGCAUGUGGAAUGGCAUAUCAAAACGACUAAGUAAUGACAAACUCUUUAUGCGUUUCGGAAAUGGAGAACCACACAAGCUGCUGGCGAUGGGCAUCCGAAAACAUGACUCAGAUGAAGCACCAGCUAAUGCGAUUCGGGAGCUCUAUUGAUUGCAAGAUCAGAAGUGUUGAUCAAAACCAUGUUAGAAUCCUAAGUGUGUGUCCCCUGUGUUGGAAUAAAGCUGAU
Messenger RNA from Cylicocyclus nassatus, 369 nucleotides. Lineage: Eukaryota; Metazoa; Nematoda; Chromadorea; Rhabditida; Strongylidae. The record is from the annotation of a GenBank genome assembly.